AUGGAUAAUGUAAUCCUACCUUCUGAUACUGCCCAGGAGACCACACCAGUAUCUACUCCAGCUAGCACAGAAUCAGGAAAAGAAACUACAGACAUUUUUUCCGAUGGUCUAACUAUUGAUGAAACCUUGUUAUCAAAAAGUAUGGAUUACACAAUGACGGAAGUAGUCUCUAUUCAGGACAUGAGAGACAUCAUAGAACAGCUACGAAUGGACCUUGCCACAACACAAAAUGAACUUGAAAACAUUAUCCUAGACAAUAACGACCUCCGUUCACAAGUAACCAAUCUUAUCAAGGAAAAUAACACAUUAAAGGCUUUUCUAUCCAAAACACCACCAAAGAAAAGUAAAUCAAAUUGUAGCACAAAAAGAAAAUUAGAAGUUCCCCACGAUAUUCAGAUGUAA
This is a messenger RNA of Parnassius apollo (apollo), 402 nucleotides long. The record is from the annotation of a GenBank genome assembly. Lineage: Eukaryota; Metazoa; Arthropoda; Insecta; Lepidoptera; Papilionidae.